GGAAAAGGAAAGAGCAUUCUCACAACAAAAACAGCUGGUGAAAAGAUAGAAAGAUAUAUAUAUACAGAGAGAGAGAGAAAGAUGGAAUCAUUUAAGGCCUUAAAACUGAAAUGUUUAAAAUCACACAGGAUGUUCAAUGACCCUGAUUUCCCCGCAGAUUCCCGAUCUUUGUAUUUCGAAGCCAAGAGUAAUCCAGGCAUACAGUGGAAACGACCUAAGGACAUUUCUGUCAACGCCAAGUUUCUUGUUGACGGCGCCACGUAUUAUGACAUGCAGCAGAAUGGACUGGGUGACUGUUGGUUCGUUGCUGCUGCAGUUACCCUAGCAGCAUCCCCUAAUAAUAGGGAACUCUUUGAGAGAGUUGUUCCCCUUGAACAAAGCUUCGACCACAAUUAUGUGGGUAUCUUCCGAUUUCACUUUUGGCAAUAUGGCGAGUGGAAGGAGGUGGUGGUUGACGACCGACUGCCCACGCGCCAUGGUCAACUCAUCUACGCUGCAAACCGGAAAGAGACGAACGAGUUCUGGUGUCCUCUCUUGGAGAAGGCGUAUGCAAAACUCAAUGGCUGUUAUGAAGCUAUCGAAGGAGGACGAAUACACCACGCCCUUGUCGACAUGACGGGCGGGAUCUCCGAGCUCAUUGUAUUGAAAGAAGGAAUAUCAUUGGACGAACUCCAAACGACGCUGUUGUCCAAGAAGAAGAUGAACACGUUGAUGGGAGGAGGUAUUCAUAAGAAACCCGGAUCAAGAUAUCGUGAAGCUCGACGGCCGAACGGACUGAUCGAAGGUCACGCCUACAGCAUUGUCGACAUCAGAGAGAUUAAUCAAGGACGAAAACGUAUACUGCUGUUACGCCUAAGAAACCCGUGGGGUAGAGGUGAAUGGAACGGACCAUGGAGUGAUAGGUCACCAGAAUGGAGUCUCGUCCGUCGCUCGGAUAUGAUGGCAAGAGUCAUAGACGAUGGAGAAUUUUGGAUUUCCUUGGAAGAUUUUCAAGAACAGUUUGACGAGUUGGAAAUGUGUCACUUGUACCCGGAUGCGUUAUCCUCCGAGAUUGCAAGUGUAGAGAAAAAGAAACAGUGGUCAGUCCAGGAAUUCCACGGUUCUUGGAUUUGGGGCGUGACGUCAGGAGGUCCCUUUAAAAGUUUCACAUCAAGUUCAUUUUGGAUGAAUCCUCAGUACGAAGUACACCUCGAUAAGGCGGACAGGCGAAUCAGUGUGAUUGUUAACCUGAUGGAAGUGUCUGACAGGCGAGUUCGAAAUGAAUUUGACGUUUUCAUUGGCUUCGUCAUCUUCAAGCUUCAGGAAGGUCGGGGACCGGUCCGUCUCACAGGCGACAAUUUCUACGACUUUAUGCCCAGGGUAGAGAAAACGUCUGGAAACUUUUGGCCCUACAGAGAGAGGACGAUGCGAUUUGAACUGGACCCCGGCAUCUACAUCAUAGUACCGUGCACCUCCGAGGCUUCCAUGGAAGCAGAGUUCUACCUUAGAGUGAUGGCUGAAGAACCACCAAGAGUACAGCACGUGAACCCUGUCCGACCUACUUCACGUGCUACAGGUGCAACACGCAGCUACAGAUGGUGAUCGUCUACAAAUUCCGGAUUUUAGUGCUACCCCAAAAACUGCUUCUGUCUUUAAUCUUUGAGGAAAAGCACAAGAUCCAGCUUACAAUUUAUAUUGCCUAGUAUCUAGUGUUUUUUCAACAGUGCUUAUGGUAGCUGUAUAGCUGUAGGUCCCUUUACACCACAUCAGUUCCCAUUGCUAAUAACAUUAACAUUUUCUAAUAAAACAGACAUUUAUAUGGCCUGGAUCCAAAGUACGAAAUGUGCCUAACUUUAAAGAGCGUAGUAAAUAUGGUCACGCCUGUCAUUGGUGAGAUCUGUGAAACAACCUGUUGUCAUAAGUGGGGUUUUUUUUUUUUUUUUUUUGUGGCCAGUAAAUAUAUUCAUUAUAUUAAUUUAAUAUUGGUAUCAGUGUACGUGUCAGGUACUAUUAUUCUUUAUUAAAACUUUGAGCGAUAAUUAUCAGUUAUAACUGGUUCAUCAGCUAUAAACACAAAUAACAUGCUGGACAACGAAUAAAAGGUGUAAACUAAAAA
This is a messenger RNA of Gigantopelta aegis, 2095 nucleotides long. Its product is annotated as calpain-A-like. NCBI's taxonomy places the organism in Eukaryota, Metazoa, Mollusca, Gastropoda, Neomphalida, Peltospiridae. The transcript is spliced from 12 exons. Bases 82 to 1581 code for a protein of 499 amino acids. Gene Ontology annotation, biological process: proteolysis. Gene Ontology annotation, molecular function: calcium-dependent cysteine-type endopeptidase activity. The record is from RefSeq and is a predicted model, not a curated record. Gene Ontology annotation, cellular component: cytoplasm.